Messenger RNA from Rhizopus microsporus ATCC 52813, 1294 nucleotides. RefSeq names its product putative septin. Gene Ontology annotation, molecular function: GTP binding; GTPase activity; molecular adaptor activity. Gene Ontology annotation, cellular component: septin complex; microtubule cytoskeleton; septin ring. NCBI's taxonomy places the organism in Eukaryota, Fungi, Mucoromycota, Mucoromycetes, Mucorales, Rhizopodaceae. The record is from RefSeq and is a predicted model, not a curated record. Bases 100 to 1251 code for a protein of 383 amino acids. The transcript has 6 exons. Gene Ontology annotation, biological process: cytoskeleton-dependent cytokinesis.
CUUUAUCUGAGAUGUAAUUAUUCAUUUAUAAAAAACGUGUAAAUUGUAUGAUCACUUUCUCUCUUCUUUCUCCUCUCUUCCUUCUUGUUUUACUAUAAGAUGGCUAUAGCUACUAUGAAUGGCGGAGUCGGUGUUGCUCACCUUCCUAAUCAACGCCACAAGAUUGUAUCUAAGCGUGGGGCUAACUUUACCUUGAUGGUUUGUGGUGAAUCUGGUGUUGGAAAGACGACCUUUGUGAAUACUUUAUUUACUACUGGAAUUAAAAACCCAAAGAAUAUGAAUAAGAGACAUGCAAAGCAAACCGAAAAGACAGUAGAAAUUGAAAUUACUAAAGCAGAGCUUGAAGAAAAGAACUUUAAAGUCAAUUUGACCAUUAUUGAUACUCCAGGUUUUGGUGAUUAUGUUAACAAUCAUAAUAGUUGGAUGCCUAUCUAUGAGUUCCUUGAUGAUCAGCAUGAGAGUUAUAUGGCUCAGGAACAACAACCAGUUCGUAAGGGUGUCAUUGAUCUCAGAGUACAUGCAUGUCUUUACUUUAUUCGUCCAAAUGGUCACAGUCUCAAGCCAUUGGAUAUAGAAGUCAUGAAGCACCUUGGUUCAAGGGUGAAUUUGAUUCCCGUGAUUGCGAAGGCAGAUACCCUUACUCCUAAUGAUUUAGCCAAGUUUAAAGCAAAUAUCUUGAGCGCUAUUGCUGCUAAUAAUAUACAGAUAUACAAUUGUCCCAUUGAUAGUGAAGAUGAAGAAAUAACAGCAACCAACAAAAGUAUUAUGGCAUCCAUGCCAUUUGCUAUCAUUGGUUCUACUCAAGACGUCAAGACAACCGAUGGGCGUGUUGUCAAAGGCAGAGAAUACUCUUGGGGAGUUGCUGAAGUCGAGAAUGAGGAACACUGUGAUUUCAAAAAGCUAAGAAAGCUGCUUAUCCGAUCACACAUGCAUGAUUUGAUAUCAACAACAGAAGAACAUCAUUACGAAAACUACCGUCAAACCCAGAUGGCCACUCGUAAGUUUGGUGAGCCAAAACAAAAGAAAUACGAAAACCCCAAGUUUAAGGAAGAUGAAGAACAACUUCGAUUGAACUUUACAAAGCAAGUUAAAGAAGAGGAAAAUAGAUUCCGCCAAUGGGAAGCACAGCUUGUUGCUGAACGAGAUCGCCUAAACAAGGAUCUUGAAGAACAACACGCUCAGAUUAAGCAAUUGGAAGGGGAAUUGGAGCAUCUAUAUCAAAUCCAUGGACGCGGAACUAUUCGAAGAUAAUAAUAAUAUUAAUAAUAAUGAAAAUAAAAUUGUGCUUUUAAUA